Molecule: messenger RNA, 1335 nt
Organism: Rattus rattus (black rat)
Lineage: Eukaryota; Metazoa; Chordata; Mammalia; Rodentia; Muridae
Product: caspase-14-like
Exons: 9
Coding region: 1-1335 (444 amino acids)
Biological process (GO): proteolysis
Molecular function (GO): cysteine-type endopeptidase activity
Source: RefSeq, a predicted model, not a curated record
AUGGAUGGUGUGCUCCAGGCUCUGGGCUUUGAGAACUAUAAGAAGAGGGAGGUCCUAGUCCAGAGCUUCCUUGAGGAACUGGGUUUGUUCCGGGAGCAGCUGGACGUUCAGGGGGUUCCUGUGGGAUGUGCCUUGGUGGUCUUAAUGGCCCCCAGUGGGCAGCUAAGGCAGCCACAGCUGCUGGUCAAGGAGCUGAGUCACUGUGUGUCCCUGCAGGGUUGCCCCAAAAUCUUCCUGUUACUCUCUAGUGGCCUCAAGGGUGAGUGGAUGGACAGUGAUCCCAGUUUUGGGGAGAUGAACAGGAAAGCUGGGAGCUGCUGUCCUACCUACACAGCUAUGGGGUGGGGUGCUUCUCCUCCAGCUGCCUGGGAGCCCGAAGCUUUCCUUCUGCAUCUGGGGAAAAUCUGCAGUCAACAUCCUCACUGGUCACUGCUGCAGCUCCUGACAGAGCUCUUUUGCAGAGUGGCUGAAGAGUCUGCUGAGAACACCUACUGCCCCAUCUUUAGGACCUCCUUUCGGGGGACUCUGUGUUUGGGAGAUGGGCCCUGGAGGCCAGAGUCAGACCCUGGACCCAGCACACAAUAUGACCUGUCUGGGACCAGGGCUGCCCUCCUACUGGCUGUGAUUCAAGAUCGGCUAGGAGCUCGGCACGAUGUGGCAGCAUUGAGGGAUCUUUGCCAGGCUUUGGGCUUCAAGGUCUCCCUGAGGACAAACCCUUCAGCUCAGGCCUUCAGGGAGGAACUGGCACAGUUUCGGAAAAAGCUGGAUACCCACAAGGGCCCUGUGAGCUGUGCCCUGGUGGCCCUGAUGGCCCAUGGGGGGCCACAGGGGCAGCUGCUGGGGGCCGAUGGUGAAGAAGUACAGCCAGAAGUGCUGGUGCAGGAAUUGAGCUGCUGCCAGGCACUGCAUGGCCACCCCAAGAUCUUCCUGUUCCAGGCCUGCCGUGGUGGGUACAGGGACCCUGGUGUGGGGCCAAGAGCUCUGCCAUGGUUGAGAGCACCCCCAGCCAUCCCCACCCAGGCAGACAUUCUUCAGAUCCAUGCUGAUGCCCCAGGCAGCCUUCUCUCCACUCCAGGGGGCUCAGGCCAAGCAGACAUCCUUACCGUCUAUGCCGCUGCUGAGGGCUGUGUGGCCUAUCGGGACGAAAAGGGCUCGGACUUUGUCCAGACACUGGUGGAGGUCAUCAGAGCCAACCCUGGAAGAGAUCUCCUUGAGCUGAUGACUGAGGUUAACAGACGGGUGUGUGAGCUGGACGUCCUAGGGCCAGACAGUGAUGAACUGCGCAAAGCCUGCCUGGAGAUCCGCAGCUCGCUCAGGCGCCGGCUCUGUUUAUAG